AUGAAUCGCCUCUCUUGUUUUCUGCUCGUCAUUGGAUUGUGCGUUGGGUUGAGUAACGCAUAUGAGAAAAACUCUGUACACUUCAAGAACUCUCUUGGUCGUAACAAUAUCUUGAAGAUCAAUUGUUUAUCAAACAACGACAAUCUAGGCUUCCACUUUUUGCGGCCUGGAGAAACCUACGAAUUCAGUUUUCAUGAUAGUGUUUUUAAAACAGAAUUUUUCUGUGACCUAUGGCAAGGGCCUAAUUUCAAGUUCCAUGCAGGGUUCACGGGAUAUGAAGGUGGUGGUCUCAUCGUUCAUUAUGGUAAACAAAACUUUUGGGAUGCUAGAGAAGAUGGAAUUUACUUCACACAUGGCCAAAAAACGCCCAAGUUAGAGUAUAAUUGGGAAUAA
Brassica oleracea var. oleracea is the source of this 393-nucleotide messenger RNA. RefSeq lists its product as uncharacterized. The record is from RefSeq and is a predicted model, not a curated record. Lineage: Eukaryota; Viridiplantae; Streptophyta; Magnoliopsida; Brassicales; Brassicaceae. The transcript has a single exon. Bases 1 to 393 code for a protein of 130 amino acids.